AUGGAGUCUCUCGUUCACCUUCAGCCAGAGAAAGAUGAACAUAAAUCGUUCAUGAUUCUCCCGAUUACGACUGAGGAGGAAAUGCAAAGGUUUGUAAUAGAACCAAUGGCGAAGGAAGGCUGGCGGCCGGGCUUAAAAGACGCCGAGUGUUUUCUCGCUUGUGACCCCACGGCAGCUUUUGUUGGCGAACUGAACGGGAAACCCAUAGCCACAGUAAGAAUCUCAAAAUAUGGCGACAGCUUUGCUUUCAUUGGAGCUUACCUGGUGGAUAAGGAAUAUAGAGGAAAGGGGUACGGCUUGAAGAUCUUCAAUGCCGCCAUGUCAAGUGUGAAGCCAACCAGCAACAUCGGAUUAUAUGCUUUCCUUCACCUUGAGAAAAUGUACGAAAGAGGCGGAUUCCGAAGUUACUUUUAUGCAGCGCGCUAUGACUUCCAUCUCCCAACAGCCAUGGCUUGUUUUCCAGGAAUAGUGAAGAAAAUCUCUGUAGAAGUAAAAGCUAUAGAGGACGUAGAACUAGAGAACUUAUUCCUGUACGAUAGGCAUGUGUUUGGCUUCGAACGUAGCGCGUUCUUAUCGAGAUUGCUUCGUGCAGCGGGUACCCUCGGAUAUGUGGCCGUCAACCGUGAAGGCUCCAUUGUGGGUUACAUUUCUGCCCGACCGACUUUUCUCAAAGAGGAAGGUUACUUAAUAGGACCUCUGUUUGCGAAUUCUAAAGCAAUCGCACAGAGGCUACUGAAGGCUUUGUUCGAGAAGCUUCUUCAUCAAGAGAAAGCUACCCCAUUGGUUUGCAUGGAUGCUUCAACAAAGCAGGGCAUGGAACUUGGAGAAGAACUUCAAGGAAAAAAGGUGUUUGAUUUCGUGUACAUGGUUACAAAGGAUCUCCCUAAUACCUGUUUGGAAAAGCAGUUUGGUGUUACUAACACUGACCUGGGAUGA
Molecule: messenger RNA, 936 nt
Organism: Pocillopora verrucosa
Lineage: Eukaryota; Metazoa; Cnidaria; Anthozoa; Scleractinia; Pocilloporidae
Product: holothin acyltransferase-like
Molecular function (GO): acyltransferase activity, transferring groups other than amino-acyl groups
Source: RefSeq, a predicted model, not a curated record